This is a messenger RNA of Lineus longissimus, 1434 nucleotides long. Its product is annotated as negative elongation factor E-like. The transcript has 7 exons. The record is from RefSeq and is a predicted model, not a curated record. Gene Ontology annotation, cellular component: NELF complex. Gene Ontology annotation, biological process: negative regulation of transcription elongation by RNA polymerase II. Gene Ontology annotation, molecular function: RNA binding. NCBI's taxonomy places the organism in Eukaryota, Metazoa, Nemertea, Pilidiophora, Heteronemertea, Lineidae. The coding region runs from base 94 to 927 and encodes 277 amino acids.
AAUGGCCGCUGAGUGUUGACACUUCGUCUUUGUCAAAAUAAUGCGAUUCGGCUGCUGUUAUCAGCAUUAUUUUUUUAUUUAGACUGUUUUAAGAUGAAAUAUGUUCAUUACCCCCAACACCUCACUGAAGAAGAAGAGAUUCUUACAAAGAAGUAUGCUAAACUUCGCAAAAAGAGGAAAGCCUUGCAAGCCCUUAGAAUGCCUAAAGCAGACCCUGUUCAUCAGCAGCAACAGGCACCUGUCAACUUGAAGAGAAGUGCAACAGAAUCAGAGGAAAUCAAAGAAGACAUAAAGAAACUUGUGAAAGCUGGGGCCAUCAAAUUAGAGUCUGAUCGCGAGAAGAAAGCAUUCAAAAGAAGGACAAAGGACCCAGACAAGAAUCCCACUGCCGUUGGUUUUCAACCAUUUGAUGAGCAAGACAAGGUAGAGCCACCUGUUGGCAAGACCAAGAGCAUGAAGGGCUUGUAUGAGAGUUUCAUUCCAGAGGUAACACCAGAGAAAGAGGAACCAAGAGACCAAGAGAGAGAUGCCAGAGAGCGUGCCAGAUCAGAGAGACACAGCACCCAUGAUCAAACCCGGAAAGGCAACACAAUAUAUGUAACGGGCAAAAGAAUAAAUGAAGACAUGCUGAAAGAAACAUUCAAGAAAUAUGGGACGAUUGUGAAUGUGAAUUUAGAAACUGGGAAAGAACGAGGCUUUGUGACUUUUGAUACAACGGAAGCCGCAGAUAAAGCUAUAAUGGAGGUUGACAAAACUUUAGUGUCUGGUAUCUACCUGAUUGUGAGUCUAGCACGAAGACAACCACAGUUUGAGGGGACAGUGGAUCCCUCUAGGGCAUCAUGGGCCUCUAUAGCUGCCAGUCAUUCACAGAAAGGCUCUCACAAGGACAAGCGAGAUCUAGUGACAUAUGAUGAAGACAUCUUCUGAACGAAUCAUGGAAAAUCUUACAAUAUAUCUUUAACAGACGGAGAAGACAUUUUAUCAUCCUCGUGCCAUCAUCCCAUCAAGGUUGACACCAUUCUCAUACUUUGUAAUGGGAAACUCGGUGUCAGUGACUGAAACUGGGGCUAUUCUUCGAAUUGAGAGUUUUUUGGCAGUUCUCUUGCAUCAGCUUGGAAUAAAAUGGCAGAAUUGUGUGCAUGCUACUCAGUCUGAGACAGUUAUUAUGGUGCAAGACUAUAGGACAUAUCCUUUCUCGUGGUAGGAUGAAUGAAAUAUACUCGGGAGAGGUUUAGCCCAUCUCCACCCCUUCGACCUUGGUAUGGUCCCAAGCUGGUGUAGUCAUUGAAGUAUGGAUUGACUAAAUUCGGACUUCUUAUCAUGAUUACUGUGUAAUGUGAUCUUCUCUUGUUAUCAGAUGUUGUUAGUCUGGAAACUCAUUUGGUUAACAUGUGCAGUAACAGCUUAAUAAAACAACUGAAUAUUGUACCAAAA